This is a messenger RNA of Cyprinus carpio (common carp), 2987 nucleotides long. RefSeq names its product guanylate cyclase activator 1g. Gene Ontology annotation, biological process: visual perception. Gene Ontology annotation, molecular function: calcium sensitive guanylate cyclase activator activity; calcium ion binding. The record is from RefSeq and is a predicted model, not a curated record. Gene Ontology annotation, cellular component: photoreceptor inner segment; cone photoreceptor outer segment. NCBI's taxonomy places the organism in Eukaryota, Metazoa, Chordata, Actinopteri, Cypriniformes, Cyprinidae.
UAUUAUUAUUAUUAUUUUAAGUUUUAUAAAUAUAUUUGCCCACAGUCCUGUGUUUUAUGAGCAUGUGGAAUUGUGGUGAUUCAGAGUGGAGGAUUUCACUGACAUUAAUGACAGCUGAGAAAAAGUAAAAAAAAAAAAACUUUGAUGUCUCCACUGUCGGUCCUGACAAACUAUCUCUUACAUGUUGCUAAAUAAUUUAUCACCUCAUCAAAAGAAGACUAGAGGUGAAGCGGGGGUGGGUUUAGGUUUUAUUGACCGGAAGUGAAUUUGAUGUGAUUCUGCAUUUAGGCCAGAGUUCACUGGUCAAGGCAUUAAGCUUUGCUGUUAUCAGAAAUGUUGUGGAAAGGGGGCAUAAAUGGACUUGACCUGUUUAGCAAAUAUUAAAUUAUAAUGCUACUCUUACCAUAUGGCAUAUUUUUCCAGUCAUUAAUAACUGUAUUUUUCUGGUUUUGUUUUCCCUUCUUAAUGCUACUAUAUUUGAAGUCUUUGUUGACCUAAUUAACAAAUAAUAAAUUGUAAUGCUACUCUUACCAUAUCGUAUAUUUUUCAAAUAUUAAAAAAUAUAUGUUCUUGUUUUUUCUGAAUGCUACAACAUUUUAAGUAUUUGUUGACCUCUUUAUUAUUAAACUAUUAACUACUAAACUAUAAUGCUAUUAUUACUAUAUGGCACAAGGUAUUUCUUUCUUGAUUUAUUUGUUUGUUUGUUUGCCAAAUGAAUUUAGUUAUUUAUUGGCAAGAAUGCAUUCUUUAUAGGCAUCCUAUUCCUAAUAAUUUAGUAAUUAUUCAUGUCAUAAACAGUAAAGUCAAUAUAAAAUACACACAUUUCUCUUUCUCUCCCCUUGUUCUUGUGGUUAUGCAAAUUAUUUAUUUUAUUAUUUGAACUUUAUAGCCCUAUUUAUUUAUAAGUAUGCAUAUUCUAUGCAGGUCAAAUAUUUAAAGUAUCCUAAUAAUUUAUUAAUUUAUUCAUGACAGCAGUGCAGUCGAUGUAAAGCGCAAAUUUCUCUCUUUCUCUAUCGAUUAGUUUUUUCCCCAUGCAAUUAUGCUGAUUAUUUAUUUAAAAUAUUUAUUUAUUUACUUACAAGUAUGUAUAAUAUUUGCAGGUCAAGUAUUUAAAAUAUCCUUAUCCUAAUAAUUUAUUCAUGAUGUCAACAGUGAAGUCAACGUGACUUUCGUCUUGUCCGACUGCAGCUAUGAACUGAGAUACUCAGCUUAACAUCUGAAAGAGUGUAUUUAUAGGCCACCCUAGUUAAAAGGUCUUGUUAGGACAACUGCUUGAGAUGCUGUAUAGGAAAGGUAAGACUGGUGAGAAUGGUUUGGCCUGAGUGAAACCAUAUGUUUUACAGAAAGGUAAUCUAGAAGAGUGCAGUGAUAGGAGGUCAGGGGCUUAACUUAACUAGUCACGCAAGACAUUUUCUGACACUAGAGUAAUUGAGAAUAUUGGCCCGCUGAUCUAAUUAACUAUGACUCAUGAAUAAUCAAUAAUUUAAAAGAAUUAAGGAAUCAUUUAGAGACUGAGAGGUGUUAGCUUGAUUAAUUUUUUGUGCCUCCAUCUGGAUAUAGAUGGGCGAAUCUCACAAAGGAUGUUAAGAAUUUGGAGUAUUUCUUUAACGAUUAUUUAUUUAUCAAGAACAUAUUAAUGUACAUACAUUAUGUAUACAUUAUUUCUUAAUUUAUAUUAUCUUAACAAGACCUCAUCUCACUAUAAUGGGUUUCACCGUGAAGAUUCUGCAUGUCAGAUCAAAGAGCAAAUGAGAUUUAGACCUUCUAAAAAUACCAGUGCGUUCAUAGUAAGACAACCUGCUUCUAGUUGUAAGUAGAUUACAUCAGUUUACUUGCGAGGAGAAUGCAGCACAGCACUUUCACCUCAGUUAUCGUGGCCAUUUUUAUACAAUCGUCAUUGUGAGUUUUAGACAAAGAUGGGACAAAUUCAAAGCGAUGAAGAUAAGGAAGUGGAACUAGCAGAGAUCCAGCCUCUUUAUACCAAAUUCAUGAGAGUGUGCCCAAGUGGAGCCCUGCAUCUUCAUGAAUUCCGCAAGAUCUUCGGAGUUCAGAGCACAUCAGAAGACGAGGCUUUGUACAUGGAAACCCUCUUCAAAUCUUUUGACACAAACAGGGAUGAUGUUAUAGACUUUAUGGAAUUUGUAGCAGCCGUCCACCUGGUUCUGAGAGGAAAACUGGAGGACAGACUGAAAUGGUCUUUUAAAGUCUACGACAGAGAUGACAAUGGAAAGUUGGACAGACAAGAAGUCAAACGUGUCAUAAAGGUAAUUUGCCAACUUAAGAAAAACCACAUCCACAUGACACCCAGCGACAUUUGCGACAGGAUAUUCGAAAUUUUGGAUGAAAACAAUGAUGGUCAGAUAUCCCUGUCAGAGUUUAUGGAAGGGGCACAAAAAGAUGCCUGGAUUAUGGACCUCUUAAAACUGGACACUAAUGCACGGGGCUGGUUCAGGGAAAACUGGGGGGAAAAAAGUUUUCAAUAGGUCAAGGCCCAUGGGGCAAAACCUGUGUGACCUUUUACAAUCCUUCAAAGGUUGGGGGCUGCAAAUGGGACAGACCUGGUAUGGAGGGCAGAAAAUAUUUGCCUUCUGUCACGAGCAAGUACGUGCCUCAUCAUACACUGAGCACUUGAUGUUCAACCAGUCUGCACAUGUGAAAGCGGCUCACAUUUUCUUCUUGGUGUGGUGCUGAUGCUGACAUGUAAUUACCAAAAAAUGACAUUAAAAGCAUGAAUCAUAUGUAUACAGAGGGAACUAUAAUUAUGAUCUGCAGUCAGCUUUUAGUAUUUAAUCCAUUUGUAUCCUUUGUAUGUAAGAAGCAUUUUUUUAAAAUGAUAUAUUUCACAAUUAUGUUAUCAUCAGACUAUUUAGGCCUAUGCAGGCCCUGUAAUAUUAUAUUACAUAAAUUAAUAUAAUUACCAAAAUUCAUUUUAUAUAUUAUAUAUUAUUUAUUUGUCUUUACACUGAUUAUUUUAUACCAUAGAAUAU